AUGCUUGGGAUUCUCUGUGGAAUAUUAAUACUCUUUUUGCAAUAUGACAAUGCUGUAACAACGAAUAGUUUCGAAUGGAUUUUAUACUCGCAUAAUGGAUAUGAUAAUUGUUUAUUGUAUGAUCAACGUCUAUUUUGUCGAGAUCAUGAUUUACUUUCGAAUAAUAUAUCAUCGUGCACGCAAGGAACCAUGUGGUAUUUCUCAACAUUAAAAGAUAGUAAUACUACUGCAGAUGAUUUGUUGAAAUGGCAAAUUCCAUUUGAAACUAUUGAGUGUUAUGCAGAUUAUUUAGAUAAUAACUCAGCUAACAGUUUUAUCUGUAACUGUACUCAUAAUCGGAUCGGUGCAACAUGUCAAUAUCUUCUUCCUGUUAAUCUGUCAACUAUUGCUGAGUUAUCGAAAGAACAGUUACGUGAUCCUGCGGCUCGUGAAACGGGAUUUUACACGUGCUUAGUUGAUAUGAUCACGUGUAACAUAGGUUUAUUGUGUUUGGAAUGGCGACAAGUUUGUGAUGGUAUAGUACAAUGUGAUAAUGGAGCUGAUGAAGUCGGAUGUCAUGAAUUUGAACUUCAAAAUUGUUCAUCGGAUGAAUUUCAAUGUCGUAAUUCAAUGUGUAUACCAAAUGAGUUUCUAUUUGAUGGUACGAUUGAUUGUAUGGAUUCAAGUGAUGAGCAAGAAGUAGAAACAAUACGAAGAAUUUUUGGAUCAUGUCCAACAACAACGAUUUGGGAAUGUGAUGAACGUUUAUGUCGAAAAGAUGAAUUUAGUUGUGGAGAUGGUCAAUGUAUUCAUUGGCCAAAUCUAAUUCAUCAUCAAAACAGUUGUAAGAAUGCUCGAGAUUUAGCUUAUCAAUGUGAAUUACAAGGAUCGCCAACAGUGGCCAAUGGCAUUUGUCGACAGAAAGGAAACGAUGGUCUACCUCCGUUGCAAAAUUCGACAUCAUGUUCAUUAGGUCUUCGUUACUUGUUGGUUGGAUCUCAACGCAAAGUAUCAUGGAACCAUAUUAUUAAUUACUGUCCUGAUUUUAUUCAGUAUCCUGAACAAUCUGUGUUAUCACCUGUUCUUAAAAUGUUUUACAAUAAAUCACGUAUUGUCUCAUUUUAUACUGGACAAAACUUUGGACUUGCAUUACCCAAACAAACUCCUGAUGUUGUCUGUCUUAAUGGAACAUUCAUAUGCAAUGGUACUCUGAUAACAUCAGCCAAUGGUACUUGUUGGAGUUUUGAAAGCUAUCUAUUAUUUGCGGAUCUGCCAUUUUUUCCAUUUUCAUAUUUAUUUUGUCAAAUGGUAAAAAAUCAACUACAGAAUAAUUUAUCACGAGAAUACUCUCAACCAUUAAUAAUAAAUUCACAAUCAUUUAUCUGUGAUGAAUUUGUUUAUCCAAUGGCUAUACGACGAAUCAAUGAUGGAUAUAUUGAUUGUUUAUUCGGUGAGGAUGAGCAAAAUGAUCAGUACAAUAUCACUCUUCCAUAUCGUUAUCGGUGCUCUGAUUUAUCCAUAACGCAAUAUAUUAGUUAUCAACAAUUGGGUAAUGGAGAAGAAGAAUGUGCAGAUGGAAGUGAUGAACUUUCUAAUGCAUUAAAUUGGUAUUAUUUUCGAUGCGAUUUUGGAGAAGAAUAUCCUUGUUGGGUAUUUCGUAGUGCAUAUAUUGAUAAAAUUGAUCGUGUUAAUAAUAUGCAACUACCAUUUCAUCGAUACUGUGAUUCAAUACGAGAUACAAGAGAUGGACAUGACGAAAAAAAUUGUUCUCAAUGGUUUUGUCCUCAAGACAUGUAUCAAUGUCGAACUACCGGACAAUGCAUUAAUAAAGAUGAUUUAUGUGAUGGAGAUUUUGAUUGUGACAAUGGUGAAGAUGAAUUAAAUUGUUCCAUAACAAAAUCUCGAUGGAUACUUGAAGCUCAAUGUAAUAAUACUAAAGAGCAUUUUUGUAUCACACAAAACUUUCUUAUCAAUCAAACAUUGCAUCGACCUUGCAUAGAUUAUUGGAAAGCAGGUGAUGAACAACUUGAUUGUAUUGGAGGACGAGAUGAACGAAAUGUUUUUGUUUGCCCUGAUCAUCAUAUAUUAGGUGAUCGGUUUCUAUGUGAUAAUUCAACACAGUGUUUAUCACAUACAGCUAUAUGCAAUGGUAUUAUUGAUUGCUAUGAUCAAACAGAUGAACUAAUCUGCUUUUGGGCCAGACAUCGAUGUUCCGAGAAGUACUUUGCUUGUUAUGAUAAUAAAACUUGCAUGCAUGAUCGUUGUUCUCCCAAAUAUAAUUGUCCUAACUAUGAAAAUUUAUUUUGGUGUCCAAAUCCAUACGAAAGUAAUUAUAGAAUAAGUAAAGUUCGACGCCUUUCAAGUUACCUGUUAUUCUGUGAUAACGUAGAAUUAUUUAACACAUCCACAGUACCAUUGCCAGGUAUUCAGACCAAAAGUAUUUCUAAUCCACAAUUACAUGGGUAUUGCAAUCGUGGUUUCUACUUAUUAAGUGGAAAUGGAAAAGAACCUGUAUGUUUCUGUCCACCUAGCUUUUACGGGCAUCGUUGUCAGUAUGAUCGUCUUCGUGUUACUGUACGUAUUCGUUUUGAUCGUAGACAUCGUUCGGAUUUACCACCAUUACUUCAUGUUUUGGUUUUAUUACUCUAUAACAAAACUUUCAUUGUUGAUCAUCAAAGAUUUGUUGAUAUUGAUCAAGAGUUUCCCCCAAAACAUAAAGCUUACUUAUUGUAUCCUCAUUCAAACUUUACUGGUAACUAUUCAGUUCAAUUUCAAAUAUAUGAUGGACUUGAACUCUUGUCUGUAUGGGAAUAUUCAAUUAAUACUAUUGGUAUUCUUCCUGUGUUUCAAUUAGCUAAAAUACUUCGAUUUCCUGAUCGUUCCUUACCAUGGCGAUGUCCUCACAAUCAUUGUCAAAAUAAUGGAUCAUGUUAUAUGAUCGUUAAUAAUGAUGAAAAUAAUUAUUUUUGUCUUUGUCAACGUGGUUGGAAAGGAAAUCUAUGUACAGAACCUCUCAAACAAAACAAGUGCUCAUUACAUGCUCUUGCUCUAGAAGAAGAUCUAUGUGUUUGUCCAUAUGGGUAUUUACCACCUCACUGUUUCGUUCGUAAUACUAUUUGUGAAAAACAAACUUCGAUUUUCUCGUCAAUAAACGGAAUCUGUUUACCUUUUUCUAUUUUACCUCCUCAUGAAUAUUGGUAUUUUCGUGAUAGCUCCAAAUCUGAUGGAUCAUCUAAACCUAUGCUAAUAUUAAACAGACGAAAGCCUAAUGAAGAGGCAUUUCUCUUACAGUUGUUGAAAAUAUCUCAAGACUAUCCGAAACUACGACAGCAAAUACUGAUACCAAAAUUAACAUCUUUUCCUAUUACCCUUAUCAUCAAUAGUAGAGAUUCAAUAUACAAAAUAACUGUACCUGAAAUUGGUCUUUUGUAUACCUAUGAACGCCAGCGUGAUUUUGUGACUGUCCAUUUGAGCAUGCUCUAUAUUAAUUGUAGUAAUAGCUUACGAAAUUUUACUAUUGAUCUUAAUUCUCAACCUUCGCAAUGUAAGUCAAUUUCUACUCGAUCACCUAUGACACUUCUUAACACUUUCUGUUGGCAAUCUGACGUUCAAUCAUGUUUCUAUUCACAGAAUUAUAUUUGUUAUUGUAAAAUGAACACAAAUCGUAGCGAAUGUUUAAGUUACGAACAACGAGAUGUACAGUGUGGGUAUUGUCUCAAUCAAGGUUAUUGUAUUCAAGGCAAUUUACAAAAUAGUAGUGAUUUUGCCU
Messenger RNA from Adineta steineri, 3748 nucleotides. The record is from the annotation of a GenBank genome assembly. Lineage: Eukaryota; Metazoa; Rotifera; Eurotatoria; Adinetida; Adinetidae.